Messenger RNA from Myripristis murdjan (pinecone soldierfish), 2820 nucleotides. Its product is annotated as TGF-beta receptor type-2-like. The record is from RefSeq and is a predicted model, not a curated record. The transcript is spliced from 7 exons. Bases 128 to 1816 code for a protein of 562 amino acids. Gene Ontology annotation, cellular component: plasma membrane; signaling receptor complex. Gene Ontology annotation, biological process: cell surface receptor protein serine/threonine kinase signaling pathway; cellular response to growth factor stimulus; protein phosphorylation. Gene Ontology annotation, molecular function: transforming growth factor beta receptor activity, type II; metal ion binding; ATP binding. Lineage: Eukaryota; Metazoa; Chordata; Actinopteri; Holocentriformes; Holocentridae.
AGGGCAAGUCCUGCCUGGUCUAUUUACUCUGCUUCUGCCCGCAGCUGGGAAGCAGGCGCUGAGCAGCAACAGGCGGACGGCAGUCAAAAGUCUGGAGAGUUGUCGUUGUCAAAGUUUUGGCAAAUUAAUGAAAAAGAGAGGAGUGUAUAGUCCGUUUCUAAAUGGAGCUACUUCGGUUUUCCGCUUUUGGUAUGGAACGAUACUCUUUGGUAGUAUCCUGCUUGAUCAGCCGGAGGCCAGUCUGAGUAUGAUAAAGAUCAAAAAGCUGUGUAAGUUCUGUGACACACAGGUGACCAACUGCAGUGGGACAGGGAGCUGCAAGGUGGAAUGUGACAUCACGGCCAUUUGCCCGCAUGCGAACGAAGUGUGUGUCAGUAUCUGGAGGAAGAAAGACAACAAUGUCACCUUGGAAACACUCUGCUACAACCCGGCCCACAAACUAUACGGCCUGGUCCUUGAGGAUUACAACAACAGCAAGUGUGAGAUGAAAGAAAAGAAGGGCAUGGGCUCAGAGUUCUUCAUCUGUUCCUGCUCUGAAGAUGAGUGCAAUGAGCACGUCUUCUUCACCUCCUCCUUUCCUUUCGGUCCCUCAGACUCGCUGGACUCCCAGGUGGUGUCUGUCAUCCUGGUGAGUCUGGUUCCACUGCUGGUUCUGGCUGUUCUGGUUAUCACUUCCUUCUACUUCUACCGGGUCUACCGCCAGCACCACGCCACUUCAAAGCGCAAGAAGGGCCCUCCAGUGGACUUCAGCGAUGCUCAUGCCAUCAUGAUGGACGACGAGGGCUCGGACAUCAGCUCCACACAUGCCAACAACCUCAACCACAACACUGAGCUGCUGCCCAUCGAGCUGGACGUCCAGGUUGGAAAGGGACGCUUCGCAGAGGUUUACAGGGCAAAGCUGAAACAGGGCUCGUCAGCCGGGGAGCAGGCCUUCGAGACUGUGGCUGUCAAGAUUUUCCCGGAUGAGGAGUACGCCUCCUGGAAGAAUGAAAAGGACAUUUUUUCAGAUGCAGACUUGAGACACGAGAAUGUGCUUCACUUCCUGACAGCAGAGGAAAGGAAGGUGCAGAAGCAGUACUGGCUGAUCACGGCCUACCAUCCCCGAGGGAACCUCCAGGAGUACCUGACUCGCCACAUUAUCAGCUGGCAGGACUUGUGGCUGCUGGGGGGGUCGCUGGCCCGUGGCGUGGCACAUCUCCACAGUGACCACACGCCAUGCGGACGCUACAAGGUGCCUAUCGUGCACAGAGACAUCAAGAGCUCCAACAUCCUGGUGAACAGCGACCUGACCUGCUGCCUGUGUGACUUCGGACUAGGACUCCGCCUGGACAACUCUCUGUCUGUAGAUGAGCUGGCCAACAGCGGACAGGUGGGGACAGCCCGAUACAUGGCCCCAGAGGUGUUGGAGUCCAGAAUCAACCUGGAGAACAUUGAGUCUUUCAAACAGACAGAUGUUUACUCCAUGGCUCUUGUUCUGUGGGAGAUCACGUCCAGAUGCAGUGCUGUCGGAGAGGUGAAAGAGUAUGAGCCACCCUUUGGGAAGGUGAGGGAGCACCCAUGUGUGGAGAGCAUGAAGGACAGCGUUCUCAGAGACAGAGGCAGACCUGAGAUCCCCAACAGCUGGAUCAACCACCCGGGCAUCCAGAUGGUGUGCGCCACCAUAGACGAGUGCUGGGACCACGACCCGGAGGCCCGUCUGACAGCCCAGUGUGUUGCCGAGCGCUUCAGCGACAUGGAGCACCUGGACAAGCUGUCGGGCCGCUCUGACUCAGAGGAGAAGAUCCCUGAGGAGAUCUCUGUGGUGGAUGAGAAGUAGAGCUCAACGGCAACGCUGGCCCCCACCAGGGCGGCUGAGGAACUGCAACCCAGGAACUGAGAGGGAGAAAGCCAUUCCAGUGCAUGUGUCAUUUGCUGUGUGGGUUCGUCAGGGAUGUGCGGACGGAGGAGCAAGCCAGAACGUCUUGGACGUGAAAGGGAACUACGCAGGAUUACCAAAGAUGAUCAUUCUGGUUGAUUUGUUUUCUCCUCAAUGCUCCAAAGACUGGACCAAGUCAUGAAUUAACAGGGAAAACACAGUAUAAAGCUUUUGUAACCAAAUACUGUUUGCACUUUAUCAGUAUCUAUGCACACCAAAUAAUGUAUAUUCAGUCCGUUUUGUUUUGUUUUGUUUUUAUGACAGUGCAGUGCAGUUAUAGGAAAUAAAGGGACUGUGUUUGUUUGAAACAAGGGGGAAAAGGGAGCAAUCUCAAAAAAGUUGAGGCAGUUAGUAACACUAAUGUCCCCCCUGAAGUGUAUUUGACUGACUGCUCAGAUGUUUGUGUAGGUGGCCUUUGAUGGAUGGCGGAGGGACCAGAGCACGGUGUAACGUAAGAAUUCGAGGUGCAAGUAUCAUUUCCCCUGGCAUGAAAUGGAAAUGACCCUCAGCUGUGAAAUAGAAAAUCCAUCCAAAGCAGUAAGCUGCGGGAAAUGCUGAUAUCAUAUCCCAAGGACUGUGGACUGCAAAAUGAAGACAGUUGAAAGUGCCCUGAAAGGAAAAAGGGAACAUAUACAUAUAUAUGCGUAUUACUCAGAGGACUCUGCGCUAUAAAGGAAAGUCUAUUUAAUCAGACCAAGAGAAUAAAGGGAAUGGAGAUAUGAAUUAAGGACUCUAAGCUGGAAGUUCCAGCCCAGCACAUAACUGCUAUGAAAGCUGGACUUCUUCAUAGACAUUUUGCAAUAGAAAAGGGAAUUCUGAUCCCUUUCUCAUUAAAGAUCUCUAUCAAACUCAUCUGUGUAUAAAUGUUUAAAGCCAUAAUUAAAAGAGUUUCAGUAUUCCGUGUA